CUCCAAGCAGGACCGUCCACGUCUCCUCUAUAUUUCCAGAAAACAAUAAAAAUCAAAUUCGUAUAAAACUCAAAAGCCGCGUGAUUCCAUCUCAUCCUCGUCUUCAAAUCGCGUCUUCUUAAGAAUCUUCAGGGCUUUAGCUUCGGAGCUUCCAAAAUUCGAAUUUUUCGAUCUCCUUAUAGAUUGUUAUCACAUCAAUCAGACGAAGACGUUCUUGCUCGAUAUAAAAUAAUUAGAUCACGCUUAAGAGGGAUUUUGUUUCAUAUGGACAGCACGGAAAGAUACUAGAUUUCCGGUUUGCUGAUCCAUUUUCUUGUCGUACUUGUUGAUGUACAUUAGUAUAUAAGGAAACUUGUGGGAGCUAUAUAAACUUUUUGUGUACAUUAGUAUCCUGGGAGUGCAUAAGGAAACUUGUGGGAGCUAUAUAAAAGAUGACAAUGAUGGCAUCGUUUUUGGAUUCUUUCGUAUCGAAAAUGCCUUCGUUAUCGACCUCUGAUCACGCCUCUGUGGUUUCACUCAAUCUCUUCGUGGCACUUCUUUGUGCUUGUAUUGUCAUUGGCCAUCUCUUGGAGGAGAAUCGAUGGAUGAACGAAUCCAUCACCGCCUUAAUGAUUGGGCUGGCCACUGGUGUUGUGAUCUUGUUGAUUAGUAAUGGAAAAAGCUCACGUCUUCUGGUCUUCAGUGAAGAUCUUUUCUUCAUAUAUCUUUUGCCACCCAUUAUAUUCAAUGCAGGGUUUCAAGUAAAAAAGAAGCAGUUUUUCCGCAAUUUCGUGACGAUUAUGCUCUUUGGUGCUAUUGGAACUGUUAUCUCUUGCACUGUCAUAACUCUAGGUGUAACGCAGUUCUUUAAGAAACUGGACAUUGGGACCUUUGACUUGGGUGAUUAUCUUGCAAUUGGUGCCAUAUUUGCGGCAACAGAUUCUGUGUGCACACUGCAGGUGCUGAAUCAAGAUGAGACACCUUUGCUUUACAGUCUUGUAUUCGGAGAAGGUGUUGUGAAUGAUGCCACAUCAGUUGUCGUCUUCAACGCCAUUCAGAGCUUUGACCUCACACACCUUAACCAUGAAGCUGCUUUUCAGCUUCUUGGAAACUUCAUGUAUUUGUUUCUCCUUAGCACAUUGCUUGGUGUUGCGACUGGUCUGAUAAGUGCGUAUGUCAUUAAAAAGCUAUACUUUGGAAGACACUCAACCGACCGAGAGGUUGCUCUCAUGAUGCUGAUGGCGUAUCUUUCUUAUAUGCUCGCUGAGCUUUUUGACUUGAGUGGCAUUCUCACUGUGUUUUUCUGUGGGAUUGUCAUGUCCCAUUACACCUGGCACAACGUCACCGAGAGCUCAAGAAUCACUACAAAGCAUACCUUUGCGACUUUGUCGUUUCUUGCGGAGACGUUUAUUUUCUUGUAUGUCGGAAUGGAUGCAUUGGACAUUGACAAGUGGAGAUCAGUAAGUGACAGCCCGGGGACAUCAGUUGCAGUGAGCUCAAUCCUAAUAGGUUUGCUCAUGCUUGGAAGAGCAGCGUUCGUCUUCCCGUUAUCGUUUCUGUCAAACUUGGUCAAGAAGAACGAAAGCGAGAAGAUCAACUUCAAGAUGCAAGUUGUGAUUUGGUGGUCUGGUCUCAUGAGAGGUGCUGUAUCAAUGGCUCUUGCAUACAACAAGUUUACAAGUGCUGGGCACACGGAUUUGCGCGGGAAUGCAAUCAUGAUCACAAGUACUAUAACCGUCUGUCUUUUCAGCACCGUGGUGUUUGGUAUGUUGACAAAACCACUCAUAAGAUUCCUAUUGCCGCACCAGAAAGCCACCACGAGCUUUUUAUCUGAUGGCAACACACCAAAGUCCAUCCAGAUCCCUUUGCUGGACCAAGACUCGUUCAUUGAGUUUACAGGGAACCACAAUGUGCCUAGGCCUGACAGUAUACGUGGCUUCUUGACACGGCCCACUAGAACGGUGCAUUACUACUGGAGAAAGUUUGAUGACUCCUUCAUGAGACCUGUCUUUGGAGGACGUGGCUUUGUCCCUUUCGUCCCUGGCUCUCCAACUGAGAGAGACCCUCCUGAUCUCAGUAGAGCUUGAGAGAGAGAAAGAGACCUGUGGAUGAACAACAACAACAACAACAACAAAGAAGCUUUUUGUAGAAAAAAGGUGAUUGAAGUUAUGCAUUUUUGUAUGAUUUUUUUGUUUGUAUUAUUGUUUGUGAGGACAGAAAGUUGUCCCUACGUUUUUGAGAACAUAAAGCAAAAAACUUUGAAAGGGUUCUGGUUGGUGUAUAUUAUUCAUUAUCUGUUUGGUUGUAACUUUGUAAGUUGGACAAUCUGUUGUUUUGUUUUAA
This is a messenger RNA of Brassica oleracea var. oleracea, 2322 nucleotides long. Its product is annotated as sodium/hydrogen exchanger 1. Gene Ontology annotation, cellular component: membrane. The coding region runs from base 432 to 2066 and encodes 544 amino acids. The transcript has 14 exons. Gene Ontology annotation, biological process: regulation of pH; sodium ion transport; regulation of stomatal closure. The record is from RefSeq and is a predicted model, not a curated record. Lineage: Eukaryota; Viridiplantae; Streptophyta; Magnoliopsida; Brassicales; Brassicaceae. Gene Ontology annotation, molecular function: sodium:proton antiporter activity.